AUGGCAAAAGGAGGCUCGCUAUACAUCGUUGGCAUAUUCUUACCAAUAUGGACCUUUAUGAUCUAUAUUUUUGGCAAAGAGUUAUUCCUCAUACGAAAAUACCAAAAGAUUGACAGUACGUAUACUGCUCUUUCCCAAAGAGUAAAAGAACAAUAUGAUACAAGUCGAAGAAGAAACUAUUUUCCUAAAGUAAAACUUUCCCGCAAUAGCUACGACGACUACACUUUAAAUUAUACCAGACAGAAUGAUUCUGAUUCUUUUCACCUACGAGAAAAUGCAACAAUUUUAAUGCUGGUGAGAAAUUCAGAAUUAGAAGGGGCAUUGGAUUCAAUGAGAUCAUUAGAGGACAGAUUUAACAACAAGUAUCAUUAUGAUUGGACUUUUCUAAAUGACGUUCCUUUCGAUCAAGACUUCAUUGAAGCUACAACAUCAAUGGCGAGUGGGAAGACCCAAUAUGCUUUAAUACCACCAGAAGAUUGGAAUCGGCCGCAAUGGAUUAACGAUACACUUUUUGAAGAAAGACUUCGAGUCAUGGAGGAUGAGGGUGUUUUAUAUGGGGGAUCCAAGUCAUAUAGAAAUAUGUGUCGGUUUAAUUCUGGUUUUUUUUUCCGGCAGUCAAUACUGGACAACUAUGAUUACUACUUUAGGGUGGAACCCAAUGUCAAGUAUUAUUGCGAUUUCCCAUAUGACCCGUUCAGAGUUAUGAGAUUGAAGGGCAAAAAAUACGGAUUUGUCAUAUCAUUAUAUGAAUAUGAAGAAACCAUACCAACCUUAUGGGACGCGGUAGAGGAGUAUUUAGUGGCCAGCGAAGAGACCAUUUUACGUAAAGAGGACAGUGCCUAUGCAUUUUUGACCGAUUCAGGGCUAGUUGGUAAGCAUUAUCCCGUUGUUGAAGCAAACUCUGACUACAAUUUGUGCCAUUUUUGGUCGAAUUUUGAGAUUGGCGACUUGAAUUUCUUCAGAAGUGACGAAUAUAAGCAUUUUUUUGAAACUUUAGAUGCCAAGGGCGGAUUUUACUACGAAAGGUGGGGUGACGCACCUGUACAUUCAAUUGGUGUCUCCCUACUGCUGAGACCUGACGAAAUCAUUCAUUUUGACGAACUUGGCUAUUUUCACUCACCGUUUGGCACCUGUCCAGCAUCUUACGCUGUUAGGCUCGAUCAGAGGUGUAGAUGCAAAAGCGAUGAUGAAAGUGUCAUAGAUAUAACCCCACAUAGUUGUUUGAUGAGAUGGUGGAAAAACGGUAGCGGCAAAUAUUUCUUAAAAGAAGAGCAAGACGAGAUUUAA
Molecule: messenger RNA, 1287 nt
Organism: Saccharomyces cerevisiae S288C
Lineage: Eukaryota; Fungi; Ascomycota; Saccharomycetes; Saccharomycetales; Saccharomycetaceae
Gene: YUR1
Product: mannosyltransferase YUR1
Exons: 1
Coding region: 1-1287 (428 amino acids)
Biological process (GO): glycoprotein biosynthetic process
Cellular component (GO): membrane; Golgi membrane
Molecular function (GO): mannosyltransferase activity; hexosyltransferase activity
Source: RefSeq, marked reviewed